AAUGGGAUCAGUAAAACAGAAGUAAACUUAAGAAGACUGCUUGCAGCUGCUCCUCAGCAGCUAAACCAGGCGAAACUUGUACAUUAUGUUGCUACUUUGCGAGAACAAUUGGAACAGUUGGCUGAAGAGAGGACACAGGAAGGCUUACCGAGAAUUGUGCGUCGGUCGCGGACAAGAAUCCCGAUUGAGCAUCGAUUCAGGCAAUUCAAGCUGCGAUUCUGGAACAAACCCGAUACACCCUGCGAUUUGUAUCUUUCAGAUGCAAAACUGCAUCGAAUCGCGAAUCAUGCUAUUCUAACUAGCAUGAUCUUGACAGAAAUACUUGAUUCUACCGAGAAGGCCAUUGAGCAUAGUUUGGCGCGGCGAGCAACAGCAAUAUACUCGGAGAGUUCCAAGACUUCUUGCUUAACGUGGCUUGUGAUGUUUGUGAUGACAUGUGUAUUUGUCAUGGUUAUUCUUCUAAUCCGUGUCACAUAG
Molecule: messenger RNA, 477 nt
Organism: Abrus precatorius (Indian licorice)
Lineage: Eukaryota; Viridiplantae; Streptophyta; Magnoliopsida; Fabales; Fabaceae
Exons: 4
Biological process (GO): retrograde vesicle-mediated transport, Golgi to endoplasmic reticulum
Cellular component (GO): SNARE complex; endoplasmic reticulum
Molecular function (GO): SNAP receptor activity
Source: RefSeq, a predicted model, not a curated record